Lutra lutra (Eurasian river otter) is the source of this 2831-nucleotide messenger RNA. RefSeq names its product fucosyltransferase 7 (gene FUT7). Bases 1227 to 2249 code for a protein of 340 amino acids. The record is from RefSeq and is a predicted model, not a curated record. The transcript is spliced from 3 exons. Lineage: Eukaryota; Metazoa; Chordata; Mammalia; Carnivora; Mustelidae. Gene Ontology annotation, molecular function: alpha-(1->3)-fucosyltransferase activity. Gene Ontology annotation, cellular component: membrane.
AGCCAGGGCGUGGCUCCUCUGCAGUCCCCCUGCCAGGGCAGAGAGGCCGGGGUGCGGCCAAAGGCCCAGGGCCCCCGUGGUCAUCUCCCUAGUCGUCAAGCAGCUGGAAGGACAAGGACCGGCCACAGCUGCCAGCUCUCCUCGAGCUGCGGUGCCCACCCCAGGCAGUCAGGCCUGGCAGCCGCCUGUGCACCACAGACCACCGGACGGUUUCCGCCAGACCCUACCGCCUCCUCUCCCUCCCGGGGGAUUGCGCAAAGCCCCACAGCUCAGAGGUUUUGCCGGGUCUGUGGAGCCUCAGAGAUGCCCACGGCCCCCUCUCCUGCGCUCGCCCAUCUCCUCCAUGGGUGCAACACCAGCUCCCCACCCCCACCCCGAUACCAGUCUGGUCCUCACCGACAGGCAGGAGCUGGAGGAGGCCAGCAACCCCAGGCACCCAAGAGGGAAGCAGGAGGGGGACCGCGGGGUGGCAGAAAACCCCCAAGAUGGCGAAGGGCAGCUGACCCAGGCCGUGGUUCCUGUUCGCGCCUCCUUCCAUGACCCCCAUCCCAUGGACCUCAAGAACGUGAGCUGCCUGAGGCCUCUGGAUGCAGAACCUGAGAGCCAGUCCUUGUCCUGCCACAUCCAGGACCAAGAGGGGUCCAGCAGCAGUGGGGCGAGGAAGCCGGUGGGGUACCAGCUUGGCUGAGUGGGGAGCAGGUCAGAGCUCAAGGGAAGUCGGAUCAUGCUGACUUGCUCUCUCUCCAGCUCAGAGGAACUGGAGCAGAAGGGGAAGGAACUUGACCUCCAGGCCUGGGCCCCCAGGGCUGGCCCGAGGGUAGGGGUGGGGAAAGGAGAAAACCCCUGGACUCCUGCCCUCUUUUUCCUGGACCAGGAGCCAGCCCCUACCUGCCAGUGUCAGGGACAGAGCGACUCCUUCCCUUUCCAGUCUGGAAAGCCCCCUCUCUGUCCCCACCCCCAUCCUGGGCUUCGGGGCCUGGAGGAGGAGGCCUGGAGUCCCCAAGGGCAGGCCCUGUCCGCAUCCCCGCUCGGCAGUGUCAGCAGCUCGUUCCAGGCGGCUGGGACCAUGGGACUUCUGUGGACACGUGUCCUCGGAUGAAAGGGCCUCCCUCCAUUCGGGCUGUGCAGGGGUGCGGCUGUGAUUGUAGGGCGUCUCUGCCCAGUGGCUGCUGUGAUUUGAGAUACCUGGGUAUCCUGGGUGGCUGACUCUGGGCGCUGCGGAUGGGAUGGCCGGUUGCAGCCUCUCCCAGAGGCUUCGGGCCUUGGGGGCCUUGGCUGGAGCCGCCCUCCUCUUCACCCUGUGGCUCCUGUGGCAACUUGGGCCGGCCCCCGCGAGGGUCCCCGCGCCCCCGCGAACGCUCCUCAUCCUUGUCUGGCACUGGCCCUUCGCCGACCAGCCCCCUGAGCUGCCCAGCAACACCUGCACCCGCUAUGGCGUGGCCCACUGCCACCUGAGCACCAACCAUAGCCUGCUGGCCAGCGCGGACGCCGUGGUCUUCCACCACCGCGAGCUGCAGACCCGGCGGGCCCACCUGCCCCUGGCCAGCCGGCCGAGGGGGCAGCCCUGGGUGUGGGCCUCCAUGGAGUCGCCCAGCCACACCCACGGCCUCAGUCGCCUCGGCGGAAUCUUUAACUGGGUGCUAAGCUACCGGCGAGACUCCGAUAUCUUCGUGCCCUAUGGCCGGCUGGAGCCCCACGAGGGCCCCGCGCCGCCCCUGCCAGCCAAGAAGGGGGUGGCGGCCUGGGUGGUCAGCAACUUCCAGGCGCGGCAGCAGCGCGUGCAGCUGUACCGGCGGCUGGCGCCCCACCUGCGCGUGGACGUGUUCGGCCGCGCCAACGGGAAGCCACUGUGCGCCAGCUGCCUGCUCCCCGCUGUGGCCCGGUACCUCUUCUAUCUGUCUUUCGAGAACUCACAGCACCGAGACUACAUCACAGAGAAGUUCUGGCGCAACGCACUGGCAGCCGGGACCGUUCCCGUGGUGCUGGGGCCCCCGAGGGCCAACUACGAAGCCUUUGCACCGGCUGACGCCUUCGUGCACGUGGACGACUUCGGCUCGGCCCAGGAGCUGGCCUCCUUCCUGGCUGGCAUGAACGCCAGCGGCUACCGGCGCUACCUGGCCUGGCGGGACCGGCUCCAAGUGCGGCUGUUUGAGGACUGGAGCGAGCGCUUCUGCGCCGUCUGCGCCCAAUACCCCCACUUGCCUCAAGGCCAGGUGUACUGGGACCUCAAGGCCUGGUUCCAGGCCUGAGCUCUGGCCCCACGAGGAGGAGGCUGAGGAGGGUGGCUGGGUGCCGGUGGUGGAGGUGGAAGGGCUGGGUGUUGAAAUCAAACCACUGGGCAUCCGGCCCCCACAGGCCAUCAGGAUAGUGCAGAGGCUGGGUUAGAAACUGGAAAGCAGAGGUCAGGUGGGAGUGGGCUGGUCCGGGCAGACUGCCUAGAGAAGGAGGCUGGCGGGCACUGGAGCAGGCAUUGGGGGGUGAAGGUGAGAGUGGGAGAGAGUUAGUGGAGGUGCGUGUGGCGAGUUGAUCUAAGAUACAGGCUCCCAAGGACCUCUGAGGACCUCCCUCCCCACCUUGAUAAAACACCAGUGGGAUCGUCUGUCCCAGACACCAGCUGGGAGAGGCCAGGGGUUGGGCCCUCCUGCAGUCUGGAGGGGAAAACUCUGAGCCCCCAAACCUCCUCUGUCACCGAGGUCCCUUGGCUUGGGCCAUGCAGGUACAUCACCCACUCCCUGCACUGUGCUGGAGCCGGGCCUGGGGAUGCCAGGGCAAACCAGACUGCCUGCAUCUCUGGGAGGGACAGCGAUCAGUAAAGAAAGGGAAGACGAGAA